UAUCCGCCAUCGCUGUUCUUCCCGCAUGGAUGCCCCGUCUGCGAAUGCACGUCGUUGCGUUGGGCUGUUCAGGUGGAGGUGACGGCGGAGACGGGGGCGGAGGCGGAGGCGAAGGUGGAGGUGGAGGUGCAGGCGGAGGCGGAGGCGGAGGCUGAGGCGGAGGCGGAGGAGGAAGGGCCGUCCCUGCGCGAGUACCUGCUGUCCAUCGUGUUCAUGCCGGCCGCCCUGCGCGUGCUGUGCAUCACCAACCUCUUCUCCUGGAUGGCGCACGUCUGCUACUCGCUCUACUUCACCGACUACGUGGGCGAGGCGGUCUUCGAGGGGGACCCCAAGGCCGAGGAGGGGACGGCGGCGCGGGACAAGUUCGACGCCGGGGUGCGAUUCGGCUGCUGGGGCAUGUCCCUGUACUCCCUCUCCUGCGCCUGCUACUCGCUCGUCAUCGAAAGACUCAUCCAGCGCUUCAGGGCGCGGCGCGUGUACGUGGGGGGGCUGCUGGUGUUCGCCACGGGGAUGCUGCUGAUGGCCGCGUGCAGACACCGCGUGGCCGUCAUCCUCUUCUCGUGCACCGCCGGCGUCAUGUACUCCACCCUCUUCACGAUGCCCUACCUGCUGGUGGCGCACUACCACUCGGAGCACACGCUGGAGGGCCCGGGCGCGGGGCCGCGGGGGCUGGGCACGGACGUGGCCGCCGUGGGGUCGAUGGUGUUCGUGGCGCAGCUUCUGCUGUCGUGCGCGCUGGGCAGCGUGGUGGCGGCGGCCGGGAGCACGACGGCGGUGGUGGCGGCGGCGGCGGUGCUGGCGCUGUGCGGGGCGAUCGCCGCCUCGCGGGUGCUCUACCUCGACCUCUGACCUCUCAGCACAACUGCCCUCCUCCAGAUACUGUGCUUCACUGCACGGUGUCCUUUCACUUAAUUGUCGUGGACUUAUGUAAAAAAUCUCAGAGUAAAAAGGAAUAUCUUUAAUGUUUUUAUUUUUCGUAAAAUGUGUGUUUUUUUCUUCUCUUAAUGAAAUACAUUUUUCCCCAUAGGAAUAUGAAAACAAAAAAGAAUAAAGAAAUAUCAAUUCAUGUUGGAAA
Messenger RNA from Gryllus bimaculatus (two-spotted cricket), 1075 nucleotides. NCBI's taxonomy places the organism in Eukaryota, Metazoa, Arthropoda, Insecta, Orthoptera, Gryllidae. The record is from the annotation of a GenBank genome assembly.